CAUUUUUCUGAGUUGUUUUGUUUAAAUGUGUUUUUUGAAAGCGGCUUCACAGCCCAAUCCGUAGCCACAUGACGUGUGUUUUCAUUUAAUAGUUUGAGCCAUGUCCCAUCUGUUAACAUGGAGGAGGCUGGGUUUAUGAUCUUUAAUUGCAGCCUGUCAUUAGGGGGAGCUCAGUAGUUUGGCCUCACUGCCAGCUGUUGCUCCGUCCAUCUUAAUACACAGUACUGGAGUCCUUACCCAGGAUUUCCCCAGUUUGAUUCUACUUGGCGGACUUGAUUUUGAUCUUCCCACUCUCUCUCUCUCUCUCUCUCUCUCUCUCCUCUUGAUGACAGCUCUGCACUGAGCAGGGGAGUUCUGGAGGAGGGGGGGAUUAGUUGACAUGAGGGUGGGGGGGGGCUGCGGGGAUGUGGUGUUAAGGUCACGCCUCUGGCCUAAAAAGGCGAAGCAGAAUACCAGCAGCAGCGGGCCGCUCUAAGAAUAACUCAGGGCCUGGGGCUCAGAAACAUGGCAUGAAUGUAACAUUUCCUGGUUAGUUCUACAGUUUAUUCAGACUUAUCCCAAAGGAACAAAACAAAGUAGACUUACUGAUACAAUUUGACUUCUGUUUGUUGAGUCCAGCAGCAACAUUGGCUGUUGGGAUAAAGUUACCUUAAAGCUCUCUUUCCCCUCCGUCAGUCAGUCCCCGUGGUCGAUCUAAUUCUGUCAGACAAGCAGAGGAGGGGGGGUCCUGCUGCUCUAUCUACAACCCUAGCUUCAACCCGGCAAAGGGCAAAGCCACUUUAAAUUGGUCUCUGUCCGUCUUCCCCCGGCCUCAUCCACUACAGCGGAAGUCAGCUCCCUGGGCCACGUCGCAGACAUUUGGACCCAUUCAAAGUUUGAGUUCUGAAACUGCAGAUUUAAGAAAUGCGAGUGGAAAAAGAAGCGUAAGUGUGACCAGUGGUGGACACAUAUCCUCAGCACAUGCCAUCAUAUGACGUGGCUGGAUUGGAAUUAAACGCUGGGAUUAAGUUGCUCGGAGGAGUUGAGGAUCUACCGUCAAUUUUUUCUUUUUAUGGGAACUUAAUCUGCAUAAAGGAUUUUACUUUUUUUCUUUUUUUUUUUAAACUAUGACCGAAGCAGUUGAAGGCAACAACUGGCCCCAAAUGACUCCUCUGAGCUGAGCUGCCAUGGAUACCCAGUGAGGGUAACAACAGAAAAGUCAUCCUCAGUGUGCAGACAGCUCGGUUGUCGACCACCACCACCACGAUGGUCAUUGACGGUAAAAGUGGAGACGUCGGUUCGCAGCCCGCGCGACUAAACAAGAAAACGUUCACGGAGGACCUCCACUCCACCUUCAGCUCUCCUCUGGCCUGGAUCUUGGUGCUGGCUCUCUUCAUCACGUGGUCUUGCGUUUUUGUAAUCAUGUUUGAUCUGACCGACUACAAGACCAUUUCAGGAGGCCUCAGUAAGAUCGGCUCAGACCCCAUGAAGGCUGUGAACGACGCAGUGGAUGAAUCGACAAACGUGAUAAGUGCGGUGUUCAAAUUUGCUGCAAACCUGAUCGCUCCUGAAGAAGAUGAAGGAAAUCUAUACGCAGUGAGAAAAAAAGAUUCGAGAUGGGUGGAGGAGGAGGAGGAGGUGAAAGAGGAAGUGGAGGUGAAGAAUAAGAAAGCAAAAGGAGAAUUUCUACCAUCCCGAAGUAAAGUCAUAGGGAUGCAAGCAGAGACACAACUACCAGCUGUUGAGGUCGUGGAGGAGGAGGAUGAGGAUGAGGAGGAGGUGGGAGUGGAGGAGGGAGAAGAAGGAGAUGAAGUAGAGGAUGCUGGUGAGGAAGAGGAGGAGGAGGAGGAUUAUUACGAAGAGUAUGAGGAGUACGAGGAGGAGUAUGAAGAGGAGGAAUAUGAGGAGGAGGAAGAGGAGGAGGAGGAGGAGGAGGAGGAGGGGGAAGAAGUAAUGGAGGAGGAGGAGGAGGAGGAAGAGGAGGAGGGAAAGGAUGGAGAGGAAGAAGAGGGAGCUGAAGCUGUGGAUGAGGAAGAGGAGGAAGAGGAGGAAGCUGAAGCUGUAGAUGAGGAAGAGGAGGAAGAGGAGGAAGCUGAAGCUGCAGAGGAGGAGGAGGAGGAGGAGGAGGAGGAGGAAGAAGUGAAGCAAGAGGGAGCAGCAGAAGCUGAGGAGGAGGAAGAGGAGGAGGAGGCUGAAGAGGGCCCUGCAGAGGGAGUUGAAGCAGCUGCUGAGGAAGAUGAAGAUGAUACCAAGGCUGAAGAGGAGGAAGAUGAGGAGGAGGAGGAAGAGGAAGAAGGGCCAGGAGAGGGAGAGGUAGUUGGAGCAGCUGCUGAUGAAGAGGAGGAUGAGGAGGACGAGAAGGUAGAUGCUCAGGUGGAACACGAUGACGAUGAAGACGAGGAAGACGAGAAGGAACCUGCAGCAGCUGAUGUUGAUGAGGAUGAUGAUGAUGAUGAAGAAGACAUGAAAGAGGAAGCAGCAGCAGAAGAAGAAGCUGAUGAUGAUGAUGAAGAUGAGGAAGAAGAAGAGAAGGCAGACGCUGCCGAUGAUGAUGAAGAUGAUGAAGUUUCUCCUGAACCCAUCUCCACCUCCGAGGAUGACGAGUCAGCUGUGUCACCUGACUCCGACUCUGACGUACCUGUCGACGUCAAGGACAGCGAGGACGACGUAACACUCCCCGAUGAAGACGACGAAAAGGACGACGAAGACGAUGACACCAGUGACGAUGCAUUCACUGACUCCUCAGAAGUCAGUGAAUCUGCACUUCUUUCCAGUGACGAGGAGGAGGAUGACGACGAUGACGAGGACGACGAAGAUGACAAAUUAGCCGAGGGCGUCGCGACGUCUGAUAGCGAUGACAUCAUCGCCGCGGACAGCGAUGAAGACCUGGAGCUGGACCUUCUUCCUCUUCCCGCUGCUAUCGAGGACGAUGAUGAGGAAGAUGUCAAACUUGAUGAAGAGGACGAUGAAGAACGCCUGGAAGAGGACGCCAAAGUUGCUGAAGAAACUCACGAGGGUGAUGAUGAUGAUGAUGAAGAUGAUGAUGAGCUGGACCUAUCAGACGAGGAUGUCUCUGUCGCCUCCUCUGACCACUUUGCAGACGAUGAAGAUGAUGAUGAGGAUGAGGAGGACAGUGACCUCAAAGACGAAGACCUCGACGUAGACGUCCAUAUCGAUCUCGAUGACGAUGAUGCUCUCGAGAAAGUCGAUGAUGUCACCGUCCAUGAGGAAGAUGACGACGACAAAGAGGAGGAGGAAGAUGACCUCCCUACCCUUGAGAGUACAGACAGCGGCGUCUUAGGCGAUGAAGAUGAAGAUGAAGAUGACGACGUUGAUCUUAAAACAGAUGAUGAGGAAUCUGUCGGAGAAACUGUCCUCAGUGAUGAUCUUUCAUAUGACACAUUAGACGAUGAAGAUGACGAUGAAGAUGACGAUGAUGAAGAUAUCGACACCAGCUCGUUUGAGUUCACCUUUGACCUCGAGGAGGAAAAAGAAAUCACAGGAACAAUCGUUGACGAGGAAAAAGAUGAAGAUGAGCUCCCAGCGGAGUCGUUGGCUGGUGAGCAUGAAGACGAAGAUGAUGAAGAUGAAGAUAAAGAUAAAGAAGAUGAUGAUGAAGAUGAAGAUGUUGAUGAUGAUGUUGACGACUUCUUGUUAGCAGCCUCUGCUGCAGCGAUGCUCACUGUCCAGGAGGAGGCAGUAAAGACCGAGGCAGACGCAGACGAGGACGAUGAUGAUGAUGAUGAUGACAUCACACAGGCUGCUGAUGAAGAUCAGUCUGAGGAGGAGGACGACACAGAAACUAUUGUCGGCCGGUCUGCUGCUCCCGAAGACGAGGAGGACGAGGAGGAGGAUGAAGAGCCGACCGCUGACGUAAAGAAAACCGUGGACGAAGCAGAGGAUAGAAAAGAGGAGUACGAUGAAGACGAGGAGGAGGAGAAGGCCUCUGUGGAUGUGAGCAAACCUGUGGCUGAACCAGAGGAAGAGGCGGCAAAGAGCGAUCCCACAGUGUGUCCCUGCAUGCACUCUGCCAAGACUGACGAGUCUGCAACCAAGACUGAAGAGAAGAAAGAGGCUCCGAGGAUAGUGUCAGCUGUCAGAAGGAGAAAAGACCGUGAAGCUGUGGAGCCAAAAAGGAAAGCUUUACCCAGAAUUCCUGGCCUGGGGGCGAAAAUCCGGAGGAUCAAGAGAACCCCUCUUCUCUUAAGAGCAAAGAAAGCAGAAAAGGCCAAGACUGAAAAACCAGAGACGGAGACCAAAAAACAAGAAGAGGCCCCAGAAUCUGGAGAAGACGUCGGCCCCUGCAGACCUGCACCCGUCUACUGCCCGUCUCCACCUGGCUGGUACGUUCAUCACGUCGUCACAGACAACCCGUACCCUCCUCCAACAAUGCAAGCUCCCUCUGCUCCUGUCCUCACCGCUCACCCCGUCCACCCGGGAGCUCUACCUCUUUAUCAGCAACAACCUCCUCCAAACAUGCAGCCGCUCUACGCUCACUAUCAACCAUAUCCACUGCCUGUGAUGCAGCCUCCGCCUCCGCCUCAGUCAGAACCGGUACAGCCUGCACCUGAAGCAGAACCAGUCCAGACAAAUGCCACUGAAGCAGAGGCUCCAGCUCAGCCUGAGAUCCAGACUCCACCAGCUGUAGCUUCGGUCCUGGAACCAGACGCUGUAGAGGAAGAAGUGAAGGCUGCUCCUGCCAAAAAAGCUGAAAAGAAGAAACUGAAGGCUGCUGAUUCAAAGAAAGAGCCGACAGCAGCAAAGGAGAAAACAAAGAAAGACGCUGCCGAUACAAAAGAAAAAGCCAAAGCUGGAGCUGCAAAGAAAGAAACUGCAGCAAAGAAAGAGAAACCAAAGAGUGCUGCAGUGGCUAAGAGAGAGCCAGCUGUGAAAGAGAAAACCAAAACUGCUGCAGCUGUGAAGAAAGAGCCUGCAGCUGCUCGACAGAAGAGGAAAUCAGCCUCUGAAAAGACAGAAGCAGCACCUGUUAAAAGUAAAGCCAAAGCUUCUGCAGCCAAGAAAGAUGGAGGUGCAGAACAACGUCCACAACCGAUCCGCCUGCGAUCGAGACUAGAAGCUGUGAGGAGGGCGAAUGUGACGGCUCAGGCGAAGGAGGAGAAACCUGUGAAAUCUGCGUCUGAAGCAGCCAAAACAAGAUCAAAGUUAUUGGCAGAGAAGAAAAGCAAAGCUGAGAAGGCUGAAAAGAAAUCUGUCAAAGAGGCUCAAGAUAAAGAGAAACAACCGACACAAGCUAAGGAGCCCCAUACUGAAGACAAUGCCACAGAGAAGAAGAAACCAAGCCAGAGAUACUUCCAGUGUAUUUACAUCCCGGGUAAAAACGCUCAGUACCCUUUACGACCUUUCAGCCCGGCCAUGUCCCCCGCCAUGAUGUCCCCCACCAUGAUGACGCCCGCGAUCCGAGCCAUGAUGGAGCAGCAGAGAGCAGCGAGGGCGGCGGGACAAUAAGACGACUUGAACUCUUUUCACCUCAUUUCUAAAGUACUGUAUCCUCCAGAACCAGCAGGGGGCGACGUUUUAAUCAGUGGAUUCCUUAAAACUUUUGAGGAAAAACACAGACACACAAAUAAGAGUGGACACAACUAUUUUGUCUUUAAUUUAUUUGAUGUAUUUUUCUCUGGAUGUGGUCGAGCUCCUGGGGUUUUUUUUUGUUUAUAUUUUUCCUCUCAGCUGAAGCUUUGCUAUGAUUGCGUCACCGUGUCGUCCAUACCACGCAUUGUUGUGACUUGGGUAUAAUAUAAAAUCACCGACAUCCGAACAAGGAAGUAUUAUGUGACUCAGUAUGAUGUAUAUAAUGUUUUUAACUUAGGCUGAAAUAAACAAACACACGUUUGCA
Messenger RNA from Labrus mixtus (cuckoo wrasse), 5833 nucleotides. Its product is annotated as FK506-binding protein 5-like. The transcript has 36 exons. Bases 1246 to 5445 code for a protein of 1399 amino acids. Gene Ontology annotation, molecular function: signaling receptor binding. Gene Ontology annotation, cellular component: sarcoplasmic reticulum; membrane. NCBI's taxonomy places the organism in Eukaryota, Metazoa, Chordata, Actinopteri, Labriformes, Labridae. The record is from RefSeq and is a predicted model, not a curated record.